GGUGCCAACUUCAUUCUGAUUCAGUGGGAAAGAGUAGGCGGCCAUGUUUAGAGUUCUGGGUGGAAAUUGAGGAAAAAAGUGUGUUUUCCGGACGGAAAAAUUGCCCAAAAGUGUCCAUUUCUCCGCAAAUUUGUUGGAAAGCGUGCGAAAGUGACGAUGGUUGACUUCGAUCUCAACGUGGACAGCCUCAUCAAGAGGCUGCUCGAAGUCAGCAAAAUUCAUCAUCAACAGCAAACGAUGGAACACGGCAGGAAAAAGGGGAAAUUCAAAGAAAUGUUUUCGACUGAUUUUGUCCGAGGAUGCCGCCCGGGGAAGUCGGUGCUGAUGACGGAGGCAGAAGUGCGGGGCUUGUGCCUCAAGUCCCGGGAAAUAUUUCUGCAGCAGCCAAUAUUGUUGGAACUCGAGGCACCGCUGAAAAUAUGUGGCGACAUUCACGGACAAUACACAGAUAUGCUGAGACUAUUCGAAUACGGUGGAUUUCCACCGGAGGCGAAUUAUCUCUUCCUCGGCGAUUAUGUUGACAGAGGAAAGCAAUCUCUGGAGACAAUUUGCCUAUUGCUCGCUUACAAAAUUAAGUAUCCAGAGAAUUUCUUCUUGCUCCGUGGAAAUCACGAGUGUGCCAGCAUCAAUAGAAUUUACGGAUUUUAUGAUGAAUGCAAACGGCGAUAUAACGUAAAGUUGUGGAAGACCUUCACGGAUUGCUUCAAUUGCCUCCCCAUUGCUGCAAUAAUUGAUGAGAAAAUCUUCUGCUGUCACGGCGGACUGAGUCCCGAUUUGCAAGGCAUGGAGCAGAUUCGGAGGAUUAUGAGACCCACCGAUGUUCCUGACACAGGACUCCUCUGCGAUUUGCUCUGGAGUGAUCCUGACAAAGAUGUGCAAGGCUGGGGUGAGAACGACCGUGGCGUGAGCUUUACGUUCGGGGCGGACAUUGUGACGAAAUUCUUGGGUCGACAUGACUUGGAUCUAAUUUGUCGCGCCCAUCAAGUGGUUGAGGAUGGCUAUGAGUUCUUUGCGAAGCGACAACUCGUCACACUCUUCUCUGCGCCCAACUAUUGUGGCGAAUUCGACAAUGCCGGCGGCAUGAUGUCUGUCGAUGAUCAGCUGAUGUGUUCAUUCCAGAUCUUGAAGCCAGGCGAGAAGAAGGCGAAAUAUCAAUACAGUGGAAUGAACUCGGGCAGACCGUCGACGCCGCAGCGUAUACCACCGCCUCCAUCGGUUGCGUCCAACAAGAAGAAAUAAUAUCACUUAGUUGCAUAUUCAUAUUCAUGAUAAAAAAAGAAUAUUAAUGUUAUAAAGAGAGGGAGAGAAAGAGUGUGUGGAAGGGAGCAAGAGGGAGGAUGGAAAUACAAAACAACACAACAUUACAUAAAGAAAGCGAGGAGUUUGAGGAAAAUAUGAACUUGUGGAUUAGAGAGAAAACACUAAACAAGAAGAAGAAAAAAAAACUUGUAGAAAUGUAAUUUUUAACGAUGACAGAGCUCUCGUCUUGUCUUUCUUAUUAGCUAAACCAAGAGGAAGAAACUUAUUUAAAAACAAAACCCUAAAAAAAUGUUUGGAUAUGGCAAAAGAAGCUUUAUUUUUCGAUGUGAAAAAACACGUAUGAUUAAAAGAAAAUUCACAUCACGAGAGUAUAAUAUUUAAUAAUAAAUCACGGUAUGAAGGAAAAAAAUGAGUGAAAAGAACGCGAAAGCUCUGAAAUAGUGAAAAAAUGCAUGUCUGAAGGCAUGAAAUGAAGAGAUUUGGAUGGAAAGGAAGAUGUGAAUAAAAGGAUUUUGCACCUUCUUAAUAGAGAAAGAGAAGAAAAAACACAGAAACAACACAACAAAUGGAAUCAUUGGACAUUUUUCAAUCAAUUCUAACCUGUAAAUUGAACUUUUUUCCUAUUUAGGCAAUAGUUGAAAGUAUAAGUCUUCGUAUUUCUAAGAUUUUUUCAGUUAUUUAGCCUUUAUAUAGUCCCAUUUUCUUCGUAUAUAAGAGAGAGAAAAAAACACGAUUCAUAAAUUUAAAACAAAUAAAAAUAACAAUGAGAGAAGAUUUGUAGUUUAAGCCACUUUUUCCUAUUGGCUAUUUUUUUCAAAAACGAAAAAUAAAACCACUGAAAACCACUGGUUUAACAACAAUAAAAAAAAACGUAUUUAAGCUCUAGAAAUUGAUGAGAAGUAAAAGAAAGAAAGAAAAAGAGUGAAAGGAGAUUUUAAAGAAAUUUUAUUCUUGAUGACAAAUGUUUAAACAAAGAAAAGAAAAAAAGAAAAUGAAACUAAACUAUUUAAAAUAAAGUCUUGUAGAAAGCAACAAAAAAA
Phlebotomus argentipes is the source of this 2300-nucleotide messenger RNA. RefSeq names its product serine/threonine-protein phosphatase PP1-beta catalytic subunit. The coding region runs from base 157 to 1239 and encodes 360 amino acids. The record is from RefSeq and is a predicted model, not a curated record. Gene Ontology annotation, cellular component: nucleus; cytoplasm. Gene Ontology annotation, molecular function: protein serine/threonine phosphatase activity. Lineage: Eukaryota; Metazoa; Arthropoda; Insecta; Diptera; Psychodidae. The transcript has 7 exons.